Messenger RNA from Diabrotica virgifera virgifera (western corn rootworm), 2511 nucleotides. Its product is annotated as sodium channel protein Nach. Gene Ontology annotation, biological process: sodium ion transmembrane transport. The transcript has 10 exons. The record is from RefSeq and is a predicted model, not a curated record. Gene Ontology annotation, molecular function: ligand-gated sodium channel activity. NCBI's taxonomy places the organism in Eukaryota, Metazoa, Arthropoda, Insecta, Coleoptera, Chrysomelidae. Gene Ontology annotation, cellular component: membrane. Bases 24 to 1445 code for a protein of 473 amino acids.
UACACAUUUCUAAUUCAGUUAGGAUGCCACAGGAAAAGAAGGUUUCUAUAUUCAAAAAUUAUUUAUUAAAUAGUUCUUUCCAUGGAUACAGAUUUAUAGUCGAAGAAUGCAGACACUGGACAGAAAGAGUAUUUUGGACAAUAUGUUGUACAUUAAGUUGGAUUGCAACUGGUUUGUUAAUAUACUCCGCUUAUGAUGACUUUAAAAAUAAUGCUAUAAGUUUCGUGGUGGAUACUAGUUAUUUGGAUUGGGAUACUAACUUCCCAUCCGUGGUGGUAUGUGAAACUGACCAGCAAGAUAAUAUAGCAGAAGUCACAGAUGAAGUUUUUGGAGAUCCGCAUGAUUAUAAUUUGGAUGAAAUCGUUAAGGAAUUAGUUUUCUACAAAGGAUUAUCGUUAUACACAUUACAAAUUUGUGGCCCAGAUGUACCUAAUAGGGACAAAAAUUGUUUUGUGAAGAAUUUAAGUUACUAUCAUGAUGCAGUUAGAAGCCCUUGCAAGGACGUGGUUCAAAAAUGUAAAUGGAAUAAUGAGGAGUUUGAUUGUUGUUCAUAUUUCAAAGAAAUUGAUACAGAACUUGGACGAUGUUAUGGACUUAAUUCAUUACAAACAAGGGAGAAAAAUGCACCUAAAUGCAAAAUGGUGUCAAACAAAAAAUCUGGUCCCGGUAAUUUGUAUUUAAAUAUUAAAGGAUUAACAAACCUUUAUGUUUUGGGUCCAUUGGAAAUACCAUCUUUAUCGAGCUUACUGGCGGAUGUAAUAGCUUUAGCACCUAACUUAUACUACAGAAGAUAUUUUUCGAUAAAGGAAAUUGACAACCAGCCGGAGGUAAAAUACGUGAGUAUCGACCAAAGGAAAUGUCGUUUUCCUGAUGAGUCAGAUUUAGACGUAUCCAGAUAUUACAGUUACAGUGCUUGUUGUGUUCAAUGUCGUAAAAAAGCACAGUUAGAAAAAUGUGGAUGCAUACACCAUCUUAUGCCAAAUACAUCAUUUGAAUAUCAAUGUACAUUGGAAGGUAUAAAAUGUUUAAAUGAGUAUUAUAACGAAAUAUCUGUACUUAAAGCAUCUUGGUCAAAUAGAACUGGACUAGUAUGUGGAUGUUUACCUAGUUGCAAUGAAAUUGAAUUAUCAGUUAUUAGAGACGACAAAGUGGGAAUCACCAAUGAUUUUGCAGUAGUGGAAUUGACCCUAGAAAGACUACCAACUGAACGAUUUAAACGAAACGUUGUAAGAGGAAAAUUGGAUUUAGUUGUGUCGAUGGGUGGAGCUACAGCAUUAUUUCUAGGAGCAAGUCUUUUGAGUUUCGUAGAAAUAUUUCAUUUUUUCCUUAUCACUCCCAUUAGUGACUAUAUUAGAAGCAGAAAGAAAACCCAGAAUCCUAAAUGGACCGUAAAAGAUGAUAAAUUUAGACGCAAACAUAAGGAAGCACUACCUUCAAUUACUUAAUAUCCACAACUGUACAAAAUAUCAGUAAUUGUUAACAUAAUAAAAUUAACAAUAAAAUACGUUAUUUAAAGUAUUAGGGCCGGUUGUUCGAACGCUAAUCAAGAAGUUGAUUAUAAUUAAGUCCCCUUAACAACCAUCAAUUAACAAAACCCCUCAUUCGUACAUCAGUCAGUUGAUUGUAAUUAGUUAUGUUAAUUAUCAUUAUGAUAAUUAACAUAAUUGAUUGAUUGAUUAAUUAUUAAUUAUUAAUUAACAUAACCAGAACAUCAGUAUUGGUGGGAAAGAAAUAGAACUCGUAGAUAGAUAUAAAUACCUGGGACAUGAAAUUACGAUUGGCAGGGAUAACCAGACUCACGAACUGAAGAGAAGAAUCGGCCUCGGGUGGGCAGCAUUUGGAAAACUGAGAAAAACUUUUAAAAGUGAGUUGCCCUCAUGCCUAAAGAGAAAGGUAUUUGAUCAGUGCGUCCUCCCAGUCUUGACGUACGGAUCAGAAACACUUACCUUAACUAAAGCCUUGGCUACCAAACUAAGAGUCACGCAGAGAAGAAUGGAGCGGUCAAUGUUAGGAAUAACUCUGCGAGACAAAAUCAGAAACGAAGAAAUCAGGAGAAGAACAAAGGUGACUGACGUCAUCGAAAGGAUAGCCAGGUUGAAGUUGAGAUGGACAGGACACAUAGCCAGAAUGACAGAUGGGCGAUGGACAAAGAGGUUAUUAGAAUGGAGGCCAAGAGAAGACAAGAGAAGCGUCGGUCGACCGCCUACAAGAUGGACUGACGACUUAAGAAAGCUGAAUAAAAACUAGAUGAGAGCGGCGCAGGAUAGAUGGGGUUGGAAACGGGGGGAGAAGCCCUAUGUUCAGCAGUGGACUUUUGAGGCUGGAUGAAGAAUUAACAUAACAAUUAUUAACAUAAUUGAUUAAUAAAUCUGAUAAUUGUAAUCAAUUAUGUUUUCAGCAACCCAAACAAAGUUGACAUUGACAGUUGGUGAAAGUAAUUAAAUAUUUGAUAAUGAUCAGUUGAUUCCAUUUUUAAUUAGCGUUCGAACAACUGGCCCUAAGACUAAUAUA